AUAAGGACCUUUACACUUGUUAACGACUGGAUCUCACAAGCGGUUGGGGCGUGUUGUGGAAAAGUGUUGAUUCACUCAUCUAACAAGGUCGGUUGGAUUAGUUGUAGAAAUUUAGAUGAAUGUUUGUAGCAAUAAUUGUUUUUGCGAUCCUUAUAUCACUGUCCACUUCGUUGCAGGUUCUUUUAAAUUUAGCCCAACCCGUUGGACGCAGGGUGGGUUCUUUGAACGAAUUACUCUCACUGUCACCAUAUCUCGAUCAUGCCUCCAAAUUAAAGUCUUGAGCACCCAUGUACGUAAAGACAUAAGGAACCCUUUUUUUAAGUCACAUUUCUUGUUGUUUGGACGAGACUAUCCAAUUCAUACUCAGUCCUACUCAGACUACCUUAUCAGUAGAGUUAGAGUAGGUCUUGCCUCAGUGAUGGAUGCGAGGAAUGCUCGUAGCGUCGUUAAUCACUCGGGAAAGAGCAUAAAAGAAGGGGUCAAUAAACCUGAAUCGGAGAAGAGGGGUUGAUCCGACCAGACCCGAUCAUGUCUAAAAACAAGCGAGAAUUUGUUUGAGAUGUAGAGCACAUAUUGCAUAACUGGUCUUAUUCCAGCCAUUAGAUAGGAUUCAUAACAAGGCGUUAUGCAAUCCGAAAUUGACGCCCUAGUAUGCUGAUUAUAAUUCAAUAUUAUCGAAUGCAAAUUGCCCAAUAAGAUUUUUUAGCGAUGUGAAUGUUACUAUGGGGAAAUUAGUUGGCCUGCACCAUGCGAAAACGAUUAAAUUUGCUUAAGAGAUGGACGAAAAGUCUCUGGCACCCAGUUGCUAAAAUGUGAAAGAGAUUUAUCUUGUGUGAUCAUGUCCUUGUUUCUCUUGACCAUUCUGUUUUAUGAAGCAUUGUUAUUUUAUGGCUCGCGGGCAAAAUGACGCGAAUCCUGCGUUCUGAUUGGCGACCAAACUUUGCCAAUAUAAACCUAUCUUGCCGGCUCGUGAUUUCCUGUUUUAUCCCACAAGAAAACUUAUUUUUCUUACGAUAUAAUAAAUCCUUACUGACCAAGCUUGUUUGGUAAAAUGACUGGAUGUUGGCCUCCUCUUUUUUCCCGUUUUUGUGGACCUCUACCUCGUUCCGGUCCAUCAAACCGUGAAGGAACUAUGGCUUGGCCAAUAUCCCGGCCACUUGGCCUCACGCUUGGUCAAUAACGCGUACCGGUAUAUAUCACAUGUUGAUUUAGAACAGGUUUCUUAAUCUGUAACUGUUAUCAAGAGGCGGCGGUAUCACGGAUAGUGAAACAUUCCGUAUACCUUAUUAAAGGAAAUUAACGCCUCAUGAAAUUAACGCGAAUUUCCAAAAUUUUGCGUUAAUUUCCGUGCCUUUAAUUUCCAUGACCUUAAUUUCCAUGAUUUUGACUCCAAUUUUUUAAUAGCUUUUGACAUUCUUGACACCCUAAGAAAGGGGAGUAUUUUUAUCAGGGUGGAGAGAGAAACCGGUAAAACUUGAUGUGCCUGAUUUCUUCCCUUAAACCUUUCGUACCUUUAAGGAAAGAGCCAAGAACAAAGUAGCCAUUUCGGAUUUCAAGUUUAAGUCUAAUCAGGCUAUUGUUUCAACAAGUUUUGUUUCUUUGUAAACGUCGCGUUAAUUUCCUUCGUUUUGAAAUGUUACCCUCACUUUCGCGUUAAUUUCCUCUAUUCGAAAAUCGUUUUCCACUUAAUUUGCGUUAAUUUAAGUCGCGUUAAUUUCCAAUACCUUAAUUUCUGUGAACGUUAAUUUCCUAAGGCACAUUCCAGUUAUUGAUUAAGGAGGCGAUGUUUGUAAAGUAGGAGACACAUAUUCUAAAUUAACAGGUGAAACAUGUAAACCUGUCACUUUCUAUGUAGCUUAGUUUUUAUUUAUGCUGUUUCUUUUUCUCUGCUCAUUGUUCUUCUGUCACAUUUAGCUUUCAUUGAAAUCGUUGUAAUUAGCAUAUUCAAAUUGUAACUACUUGUACAACUUAGGGUGGCUCGAUACAGUUUUCAGGGUCAAUACCUCCCAAGUUUGAGCAUAAACUAGGUCGCAUAAAAUCUGGGAAGAAAUGCCACCACAAUUGUACUAGAUAAAGAUGAAAAUUUGUUACGAUCAGGGUUGUGAUGACAUCGGAGUUGUCAUAACAACGACAUGACGCCAUUACCUAUUUUACUUCCAGCAGUAUUUCUCGGCACUGGGAACUGUUCUUCUAAAAUCGGGAGCUUUUUCCUCCAAUAGCCGCCUCGAUGUUUGUGAAGUUUAAGCGAAAUCUGUAAGAGUGUUAACAAGAUAUUUUGGGAUGAAUGUUAAUGGUUAGAAAUACGGUAAAAAAUGGAUAGUCUUGAUGAAACCUUGCAGGACGCUGGGUGCAUUCUUUGAACGCAUUACUCUCAAUUUCGCCAUGUCUGGAUAAUCCAAAUCAAAGUCUUGAGCGCACAAGUACGUGACUAAGUAGCAUGACUGUCAGCCAUUAAGAACCUUUUUUUUUGUUCAGUCACAUUACAUAUUAUUUGGACCAGCCCAGCCCAUGCUCUCCUUACUCCUCUCAGUUCAGACUACCUUAUCAGUAUCAGUAUCUGACUCAGUGACGGAUGCGAGGGAUGCAAGUAGCGUCAUUAAUCAGUCGGUGAAGUACAUAAAAGACCAUAUACGUAGGUGUCAGUAAAACCUGGAUAGAAGUUGAGGGGUUGACCGGCCCGAUCAUAUCCGAAAACAAGCGAGAAUUUGUCUCAAAUGCCGAACAUAUAUUACAUAAUCGGUUUUAGUAAAAUCCAGCUAGUGAUCUAUUAUCAAUGCUGCGUUCUCAUUGGUUGAGCUACUACUAGGCUAUAUGUUAUAGCCCACUAGUAGCGAAAAGCGCGGGCUUUUUGGCGGCAAAAAAGGAUUAAAGUCUAGCUUUCUCUAGCUAACUUUUUUUUAUUCUCGAUAUUUUUGACCAACUAGUUGGAUUUUACUAAAACAAUUAUUCCUCUGGCCCUCAUGGCCUCUGAGUUAAUAGCCCAUUCGGGUUCGAGGAAUAAUUGUUAAAUAUUCCAGCCAUUAGAUAGGAUUCAUAACAAGGUGUUAUGCAAUCGGAAAUUGAUGUCUCAGUUUGCUGAUUACAAUUCAAUAUUAUCGGAUGCAAAUUGCCAAUAAGAUUUUUUUAGCGAUGUGAAUGUUACUAUGGGGAUAUUAGGUGGCUUCACCACGUGACAACAAAGAAUAGCUUUGAAUUCGUUUUCUGAUUACAUGGCACAAUUAAACAUGAAAAAAAAGUCUGGGUCGCCAUCAAUAAAUCUGAUGGCAUAGAAUCGAAUAGUUAAUAUUCGAAACAACACAUUGAUCUUGCUGCAUUGAAAUCCUAGUAAACGGACUAUAAGGGUUUUUGUUUGAUUAGGACAUUUUUGUUCCUUUUCGAAAUUUUUUGCAAGUUUACCAGUGGCCUGUGUACAGAGAAUUUUUGUUUAAUUUGAGGGAGGAUGGCGGCUAGUUUACAAGUCUCUGAUGAGUCCUUAUUGAAAUGAGUUUAGCCUGCGUACCAUGGCGGCUCGUUGUCGGGAGCCCGCCUUUAUUUUUUUUUGCGCGCCCAACCAAAACCGCCAUGGGUACGCAGGCUAAAUGAGUAUGGCCUAAGCUCUCUGGGGGUAGGAAACUUCUUAUUCUUCAAAAGUUGGCUCCUUCAUUAUUUCUCUUUUUACAGCAAGUAGAAAAGAUCGCGUUGUUUCUCUCUUCUUCAAAAACCAGAUUUUACCUUCGUUAGGUUUCCUAUAUAUACAUAUACACGCGUACGGCGGCUCGAGGUGACUUCCGGCUAACUUUUACACUGGAGCGGCAUUCAAGAUUAGAAAUACAAAUUAAAAUCUUCCUCCUCUAAUUUUGGAGCCAAACUUGGAAAGCCAUACCAUCCCACUUUAAACAACUUGAAUAAUGCAAUUUCAAAUCGUUUGCAUGAGAUCAUGAUUCUCAUGGAGAUCUCAAAGUCGACCCAUCAUAUCUUGAACUACUGUUCAGCGACUGAACACCUGUAAGUAAUACUUCGUUUCUUUUUUAUCUUUAUUUCCUCAAUAUACCGUAAAAUUCCGAAAUGAAGCCCUGGGGCUUAUAUUUUUCAAAGGCCCCUUUUGAGGGGCUUAUUUUUGGAGGGGCUUAUCUACGGAGGGAAAUUUGCGUUUCAAAAUCGAUUGGGCUAGCCUUAUAGUUGGAAUUAAAUUUACCAUCUUUGCUUUGUUUUACUUGGUAUUUGAGGGCAAUUUUCCAAGUGGAAGCCCCCAGGGGGCUUUUAUUUGGACGGGCGAUUUAACGGAGGGUUUUUUGCGUUACCGGUUUGGGGGGCUUAUAUUUGGAGGGGCUUAUACAUGGAGGGGCUUCUUUUCGGAAUUUUACGGGUAUAUAACUGAAUAUUUUACAUAUAUUUAUGAAUAUUUUGACAGUGAAUCGAUUAUCCAUAAUCAUUGGUGGUUUGUUAAAUAAUUUGGCUAACACGCAAGUCUUUCUUUCCUUUGUCUGUUUUUCCCUCACUACCCGCCUAGAUAAGCUUUGACUACAAGCCAUUUGCGCGUAGCAAAUUACGGAAUUUAAGUAAACUUAAGAGAUACAAAUAAAGUCGUUGAGUCAAACCUCUAUAAAGAAGUCACCCCCUCGAGAAAUACCCAGCAUGCCGGUUUUAGAGGUUGACUGCUUGAUAGAGUUCACUGACACAGUCAAAUCAUUACAGUGUGAACCUCUCGCAAACGACUACCUCGCUUAAGCGAACGCCACCACUUUUUGGAGCGACGGAUUUCAGAAUUUGCCUUUGUUUUAACCUCUUGUAAGCGACUAAUUGACGCAUGGCUUGUGAAUCUCUCUACUACUAUACUUAGAGCACAAGAAUAAUGAUGAUGAUGAUGAUGAUGAUGAUGAUGAUGAUGAUGAUACCUUUAUUUUAGUGUCACACUGUAGUAGUAGUGUAGAACCACUAAGAUGGAACACUAAAAUAAAUUAAAAAGAAUAAAUAAAUAACUAAAUUAAAGAUGAAAACCAGAAUGUUAAGAAAUAUAAGAAAUCAAGAAAAACUAUAGACAGUAAGAAAUUCGGGACAGAACUAUAUACAAUAUGUACAAAUGUAUCAUAAUCAUAUUAAAUUAAGAACUGCAAAGAGAGCAGUUUGAGCAAUUAUUGUCUCCUAAUAGCAUACUAAGAUCCACUUUUCUGAUGUGACAACAUGGAAGUACACAUAUCGUAGCAUACAAAUUCCAUGCAUUAAAUUCACUUCAAAGAAGUACAUGCCUUCAGACCUCUUCCCGGAAAAGACCCCCUGUGUUUCGAUUAUCGUGCGCGAUCGCCUCCCAUAAACAACCACCAGGAGCCAUAAUCGAGGGAGGAGACCGCAAGCGAGGGGUCCACUUCGUUCCAUUGCGCCACCCUCAACGUCACAAACUCGCGCGGGAACCCGCAAAUUUGCGCGGCUCUUGUGUGGAAUUUCAGGAACUGGGCGAUCGUCUUGCGACUUCAAUUGAGUCCUCUCUUAAUUUUCCAAGUGCUUACUAUCUCAUAAACAAGGCAUGCGCAGUGAAAGAAUGAGCCAAUAUUAUAUAAACAAUACUUGAAAUACGUUUUUCGCAAAAACCUCGAGAAGGCGGGGCACCCAACGACGUUUUCCUCCUAAAUACAUUGAAAAUACUCUCAAGGCUGUCUUUUAAGACUAUUAGAGGAGGUUUCGCUGGAUUCAGGACGAAACCGGAACAUUUUUGUACUGGCUUCGUUUUACCGUUUUAGACGUAGAUGCGUGUAUCCGAAAUAAAAACGUCACCUUUGGUCGCGUGUUCGGAGAUUUUAAAUCCGGAGACUUAAGUGAAUAUUUUGUAUCCGAUGAUGAAUGAUCUCGUAUUAACUGAUGUAUAUAACUCCUGCCAAUACGAAUACACUGAAUGUAAUUAAUACGGAAACAUUUAUGAAUCUCCUGUAAUGUAAAGUCUUAUUUCCAGUGACCACCUGACUGGCCUAACUUAUAUCCGAUCCUUUUCUUACAGGCAUCAAACCAUCACCAUGUCUCAAGCCAAAAAGACGACUGCGAAUUUUGAUGAAAUUUUAACUUCCAUCAGCGCGUUUGGUCGUUGGCAAGUAUUCCUUUAUGUUGUUACCUGUUCUCUGGUGAUUAUCCCUUCCACCUUGCAAGUCAUUGGGAUUGUGUUCUUUUCUGGAACGCCAAGAUUUCAUUGCGUGACACCUAACGUGACAUGUGAGGACAGCAAAUGUUGUCCUAAUUGCACUGAAUACGUCUUUGAUGGUCCUUUUACCAGCAGUGUCAGUGAGGUGAGAGACGUUUUCGUAAUAAAAAUUCAAUGAUGCUUGAUACAUGUGUGCUGAUGAUUAAUACCCUUGUUUAUGAUUUAUCGUUAAGCGAAAGUACAUUCAAUAAGGAUGCAGUGGGGAAUGAAGAUACAGAAUUAUUGACCUAGAUUCCCCUCGGUUUUUUUAAUUAAAUUUUCAACUGCCUCCUUCACAGGCUUCCCAAGGUUUAGUUGACGCGCGAGAGCGUGAAACAAGCGAGGUGUGAGAGAGGGGAACGAUGGGAACGAGUGUAGAGCGCAAGCAGGGAAUGAUGGGAAGGAAAAAGAGAGAAACAAAUGCUCGUGUCAGUGGUUAGUUUCCCUUCCCAUCUCUCCUUUUGCCCCCGCAUUCCUUAAUGAUUAUCCCCAAAAAAGUGAUCGUGUGCGACUGGGGACGAGGGAGAAUUUUCAAAGCUCCCCCCAUCAGUGUGGCUGGAAUUUCAUAGUCCCCCUUCCACCCUAUGGAGCGUUAAUAAUUGCCUUAAUAACACGAUGGCCACCACAAUUAUUGAAUUCCAGAUAAUCACAUUAUGCGUGUACCUUGAACUGGACUAAAAAUCAGUUUCUAAUCAAGUGCGGUUGUUUCCUGUUAACAGUGGAAUCUUAUUUGUGACCGAGCCUUUGCUGGGGCUAAUGUGCAGGCGGCCUAUUCAGCGGGAAUGCUUGUCGGAUCGCUGGUGUUUGGAGCAACUUCCGAUUUCUUCGGACGAAGAUUUUGUAUGUACCUAUGUGCUGUGUUUCUGGUAUGUUGAGAAGAAAAAAAAAACAAACAAAAGAAGAAGGGGCAUAUUUAAGGGGUAUUUCGGAGGGGGGUGGGGGAGGUGAUAAUUUUCCUAACGUAACAACUUGAAAAUAAAUCCUAUAUCCUCCCCGGGAUAAUCUUUUUGGCCCAGUAGAUAGAGACGGGGUUAGACAAGGUGGUUUCUCUAUCAAGAUCGAAGCUAAUUAUCAGAAUACUCUCCUUUAUACAUUUGGCUGCAGGCCCUUCUUCAAUUUGAAAGGACUUUGAAAUAAGCUCUCCUUAAGUAUUACUUAAUUUUAGCACUUCAGGUUUCCGGAAGUUAGUUGCACGCGCAAUUUUCUAUUAACAAAAAAAUCCCGGAUAGCCUUACAGUUACAGGUGGAAACGAGGCUGGCGUUUUCUUUGUUUUGAUACAACCAUUUCUAAUCUAUUAUGUAAAUCAUGUUUUCCUUAUGUUAACUAGUAUUUUUAGGCAAAAUUUACAUUUCAAAAAGGAGGCGGUUUGUAUCAAAACAAGCUCAACCUUAGCCUCACGUUCACUCAAAGGCUAGGACACUAAGCCCACAACUGUAAAAUGGGCCAUUGAUGAAAUUAGCUGCUGCAUGUGAUUUCAAUUGCUACUUUUAUAUUUUUUAUUUUGGGUCCCCAGUAAUUGGUUUUACCUGUUGCGGUGUCCCUAUCCAAAUUAUUUAACUUAUUAUUAGUGUAUUGUUACGUUCUUAUUACUAGUAUUUGCAUAUAUUCAGUUUUUUGUAUUCGUCAGGGCAAAGCUAAUAAAAUAAAUAAGAAAAUAAAUAAAUUAUGGCGCGCGCAUGCACAAAAUCUGACACUAAGAGACCCGUUAACUUGGUUUGCUUUUCUAUGCAUUUUAUUUUGGAAUUUUCAGGCCAUUUUCGGUCUUGGAUCAGCACUCGUCGACUGCCUGUCAUUCUUCGCCUUUCUCCGUUUCUUCGCAUCUGCCUUCGCCGUCGGAUUGUUCGUGGCUCAUUACAUAUUUGCUCUUGAACUUUUUGGCCCCACCUACAGGACCCGAGCUGACAAAUUACAGACCCCGUUUUGGACUAUUGGCGCUGGCCUGAUUGCAUUACUUGGCUACCUUAUUCCGGAUUGGAGGACUUUAUUGAUACUUUGCAGCUUCCCGCCCCUUCUUCUCUUCUCGAUUUAUAAGUAAGCUGUCUGACAUGUACAAAUAUAAAUACACUUAUCUAUAGCGAGGCGCUCUUAGGGGUCGUAUGUUUGUCUUUAGUCUGAAUUUCAAAACCAGCUGGGGGGUUUCCCUGAGGAAGCCAUGUCCCGUGCGGUAUUUUAUUAUUGUUUUUGCGAUUGACCUCGUUGCUGUCACAGUUUCAACCUAUUUCUUAUGUCGCUCUUUCAAGGCCAUUUCACUUGUCGGAAUUUUAUAAAAAAAGGUCAAGCUGUAAAAUAUGGUAAACAUCUCGAGAGAAACUAACCACUAACAUGAGCAAAUGUCUCCCUCUCUCAGUCUCUCUCUUUUAAACAUGGUCCUCUUUAAACUUUUAAAUAGGUCUAGUGGAUUUGUAUGAUUCUGAGGGACAAACCAUAAAUAACUUUUACUCCUAACAGUAUCCAUAGCCUGAAGUGCGUACAAUUACACAGUUGGUUUCAGUGCUCCAAUAAGUCCAUAUUAGUCGCACGCAAAAUAUUUUAGGAGUCACCCACGAUCCGUGAGCACGCACAGAAACUUAGUCGAGCCUUCACUAGCGGCCACCUUUUUUGUCCCGGUGGACAAAUAAUCCAUACAUUGACUCUUGCUUAAACCACAACGGUCACUUCUUUAAAACGGCCACUUUUUUCCGUGCCCACGAUGGCUGUUGUGGAGAGGUUCACUUAACCCUUUAAGCCCUAAGACUCAGUGAUCAACAUCAAAUUCUCCUUGUGAUAUCGAUGCUUUGUAAAACAGAGUGGUCAUGAGAAUUACUGACAUGAUCACACAAGAUGAUAUUACUUGAUAUUUUUAUCAACUUCUCCUCACUACUUCUACGGGAAAUGAAUAGAGACAACAAAUGAGAUUUCAAGUUGUUAUCUUAGGAUUUAAAGGGUUAAGGAAAGUAACGCAAUAGAAAUGUAAUCUGUACGAACUAAGUGAACACGUCAACUAAACAUAACAGAGGAGCAUCGCUUCCAACUAAAGAGAAGUAGUGUGUGACUGAUGGUAUCAAGAUGAUAUAAACCACACAUAUCAACAAAGGAUAAGAUGAGUUUUUUUGCUUCGACUGCUGAUCUUAACUUCCGUAUUAUAGCGUUUAUAUAUUUAUGAAUAAUUCCACCAUGACAUUUACUUAACGUGUUUAAAAGAGGAGACACGCAUGGAUUGAAGCCUCGCUCUUUAAGUCAGGAUAAAAUGUGACCGAGUCUUUCUAUUUAGUCUAACUCAUUAUAAUGGUUUGCCCUAUUAUGAAUUAGACGUGAUUAGCCCUCUUUGGUAGCAGAGUAUAUAAACUUCUUCCAGUUAUGAAAUCGUACCCGGAAUGAGCGAAGGCAAUCCAGUCUUCCUUUCCACAGUACCUUUAUUUCAAUCAGAUUUAGGAUAUAGCAAGGUCAAAUUUUCGAGUAACUUGUAAUUGGCCUAUGUAAUAUACGGUCAAAAUAUCGUUAUUACUCUCUUACUAUAAGUACUAUAAACAACUGGAUAUCUUCCACAGGGUCUUUCCUGAAUCUGCACGAUGGUUAGCUGCUAAAGGUCAUCUGGUUCAGGCGCAUGCAGUUUUGAUGAAGUACGCUAGCAAGAGUUCGUUGUCCGUGGACUCAGAUUCCAUAAUGACAAAACUUACAGAAUAUCACCAGAGUGAGGUGGAAUCCAAAGCUGACAGCUCCAGUAGGAGGUCAUUCUUGGAUCUGAUUCGGAGUCCGCGCUUGCGCAAACGAACCGUCAUUCUAUGCUUUAACUGGUAAGUUCAAAAUUGCAUAGUGUCUCUGAUAUAUCUUGAAUCCGAUUAAGUGAUGAUUCCAAUGCGGUUCUCUAAUCAAUAGGGACUUUAAGAAUGGACUGAGAAUGCGAGAUUGAGACAUUGAGUACGAGUAUAAGUACCAUUUUUCAAAGCAGAUUCGCGUGACUCACAUAAUAGCUCAUCACACACCAAUCUUAUCCGUUUUAUUAUAUGCUAAUCAGCAACAGUAGAAAGUUAUAGUUAGGGCAAUUCAUAUGCAAUCAGUUUGAAGUUCGCUAUUGCUUUGUGCACUAUUAGGGAAACAAGAUAUUCAUAUUCUAUAAAAACAGAAGUUGUUGUAAGUAAUACGUGUUUGUCUGCAUUUCACAUAGGAUGGUUAUCAGCAUGGUUUAUUAUGGUUUCUUGCUGUACAUAAGCCGCUUGUCUGGCAGUCCCUACUUGAACUUGUUCCUGAUGUACCUCUCGGACAUUCCAACCCAUCUCAUCUGCUGGGUUCUUCUUCAAAAGUAAGUUGCUUAAUCGCGAAAAUAAGUGCGUAAGUCACGAAACUGUUUACAUGGCAACCUAUCUGCUUUCUCGUUCUCUGAUCGAUCAUUCGAUCGAUCAUUCAUUCAUCGAUCAAAAAUUCGCCUAUUUAUUUAAAGUUUCUCAGCGUUUUCUUUCGUUUAUAUUCACUUUUUUAAUUUUCCCUUUAACUACUUGUUUUCUUCCUUGAUUUCUCGCUUCCUUGGUCACUUCUUUUCUGUGACCCUUACUCUCCCUUCCUUUUUAAUUCUUUCAUUUGUUUUCUCCUUUUCCAUUAUAUAUGUCGUUCAUUUGUUUUCUCUUUUGCUCACUUCUUUCUUUCUUUUCUUCGAAUGAUAUUUUUUUAUCUCUUGAUUCAUUCAUCCUUCAACUAUCCAUCUCUCGCUAGUUAAAAAAUUCUUACAUCCUUUCAUCGUUUAACAGUAAAUAAUGCAAUGAUUGUUCCUCAAAAGCCCCUUUCGUGAGGUAGGCAGGUAAUACUUUUUUGAAAAAAGAUUCAAAUUACAGGAGAAACACGCUCAGUAGCCCCAACAAAACUCGGCUGGUUUCCAUGGAGGCUGUGUUGAGACAUAAAAAUCGUAUAUUAAAUUAAUAAGCUAUUACUAAAAUUUCUUAUACUACUACUACUAUUGCUAUUAAAAGGUUAACUACUAUUAAGAUACACAGCUUGGCAAGACCCAACUAUAAUCUAAUAAGUUUCUAAAGUGAGGAGAAUGACUCGGCGAGUUUUUCUUCAUUCGAGAGCUCGUUCCAAAGCAUAGCCCCGCUAAAAUUAGAUCCAGCAACCUACCGAUCCAGCGAUCCAGCGAUAUACAGAGACCUACAGAUCCAGCGAUCUAUAGAUCCAGCGAUUUAUCGAUCCAGCGCUCUACAGAUCCAGCGAUCUACAGAUCCAGCGAUUUACCGAUCCAGUGAUCUAUAGAUCCAUCGAUCUACCGAUCCAGCCAUCUACCAAUCCAGCGAUUUACAGAUCCAGCGAUCUAUAGAUCCAUCGAUCUACCGAUCCAGCGAUCUAACCAUCCAGGAAUCUACCGAUCCAGCGAUCUACAGAUCCAGCGAUCUACAGAUCCAGCGAUCUAUAGGUCCAGCGAUUUAUCAAUCCAGCGAUCUACAGACCCAUUAAUCUGCAGAUCCAGUAAUCUACCGAUCCAUCUAUCUACAGACCCAGCGAUCUACAGCUCCAUCGAUUUACAGAUCCAGCGAUCUACCGAUCCAUCGAUCUACAGAUCCAGCGAUCUACCGAUCCAGCGAUCUACAGAUCCAGCGAUCUACCGAUCCAGCUACGUAUACAUCCAUCGAUCUACCGAUCCCGCGAUAUAGAGAUCCAUCGAUCUACAGAUCCAGCGAUUUACCGAUCCAACGAUCUACAGAUCGAGUGAUCUACCGAUCCAGCGAUCUAGAAAUCCAGCGAUUUACAGAUCGAGCGAUCUACAGAUCCAGCGAUCUACCGAUCCAGCGAUCUAUAGAUCCAUCGAUCUACCGAUCCAGCGAUCUACAGGUCCAGAGAUCUACCGAUCCAGCGAUCUAUAGAUCCAUGGAACUACCGAUCCAGCGAUCUACAGAUCCAGCGAUCUACCGAUCCAGGAAUCUACCGAUCUAGCGAUCUACAGAUCUAGGGAUCUACCGAUAAAGCGAUCUACCGAUCCAGCGAUCUACAGAUCCAGCGAUCUCCCGAUCCAGCUAUCUAUACAUCCAGCGAUCUACCGAUCCAGCAAUCUAUAGAUCCAUCGUUCUACAGAUCCAGCGAUCUACCGAUCCAGCGAUCUAAAGGUGCAGCAAUCUACAGAUCCAGCGAUUUACCGAUCCAGCGAUCUACAGAUCCAGCGAUCUACCGAUCCAACGAUCUACCGAUUCAGGAAUCUACUGAUCCAGCGAUCUACAGCUCCAGCGAUCUAUAGAUCCAUGGAUAUACCGAUCUAGCGAUCUACAGAUCCAGCGAUCUACCGAUCCAGCGAUCUACCGAUUCAGGAAUCUACCGAUCCAGCGAUCUACAGAUCCAACGAUCUACCGAUCCAGCUAUCUAUAGAUCCAGCGAUCUACCGAUCCAGCGAUCUAUAGAUCCAUUGAUGUACAGAUCCAGCGAUCUAUCGAUCCAGCUAUCUAUACAUCCAUCGAUCUACCGAUCCAGCGUUCUAUAGAUCUAUCGAUCUACCGAUCCAGCGAUUUACGGAUCCAGCGAUCUACAGAUCCAGCGAUCUAUAGAUCCAUCGAUCUACCGAUCCAGCAAUCUACAGGUCCAGAGAUCUACCGAUCCAGCGAUCUACCGAUCCAGCUAUCUAUAGAUCAAGCGAUCUACAGAUCCAACGAUCUACCGAUCCAGUUAUCUAUAGAUCCAUCGAUCUACCGUUCCAGCGAUCUAUAGAUCCAUUAAUCUACAGAUCCAGCGAUCUACCAAUCCAAGUGUAAUCCGAGUGUAAUAGGUUACUAGAUUAGAAGUCAUCUCAUAUUAGUAGGUUAAGUAACGAGAAUUUCAAAAUAUAAUUUAAGGGGCGGGUAUCACUUGGAUACCCACAUGUCCCCGAGUGUAAUAGGUUACUAGAUUGUAAAUAAUAAAAAUGGUAGAAUAUAUAUAGAGAGAGUCAAUAUAUAUAUAAAGACGUUCCCAGCAAUCUCCUCUUACCAUGACGAUAUUGCUGUGUUAUCAUUUGAGUUUUUAGCGGAGCUCCUUGCGCGCGCGAAGCGCGCGCGAGCGGAGCACCAUGACUAAGAUAAACUACCCAUCCGAGAAAUUUUGGUUAUGACGUCAGCGUACGUCCGUCCGUACGGACUUUCCGGGUAGUGGAAAGUAGUCCGCAUGGACUCUUGGAGUAGGGGAAAGUAGAGAUUUUUUGGCGGGAAAUCGCAUGGCGCAACGUCGCGCAAUUAUAUCGCGCAACUGGUUUUGAAAAAAGAAAUUUCAAAGCAACUUAGCAAAAAGAUUUUUCGACAGAGCCUUUAUAACUUUUUAUUACAACUUACGAAAGCUAUUAUGUCAACAAACAACAACAGCAGAGAGAUUUUAGCGUGUAGAUGACAGGUUUUAAGCAGAGAGCAAAGAGAAGGUGAACGGCAGAGAGCAAGAGUCAACACGCAUAGAACAAGCGAAGACGAUCGCCAAAGAGAGCGCGUUAGAAGUAGAAGAAGAAGACAACAUUUUAGCGAAGAAAGUCGGCAAGUAGAGAGAGUCAGAGCGAGAAGAAGGAGAGAAAAUUAUAGUGAAAAACGCCGGCAAGCAGAACGAGACAGGGCAAGAAUGAACAGACAAAGGCAACGCGAAAGAGAAAUACAAAUGCAAAGAGAACGGCAGCAACAUAAUGACAUGAUGACAGAAAGUGUUGUGUUAAUGUCACUAUGGCCCCGUGUUAUUAAAAUUUUGAUUUCAAACUGAUCUCGGACGCGAAAAUUCAGCCAAUCAUUUAAAAAUACAAGCAGGGAAGACAGAGGCUUUUCACUUUUCUCACCAUAGUCACGCGUUGAUCACGCUCUACGACCGUCCAAUUUUUAUGCUCUGAUUGGUCAAAAUUUGACAGGUGGAGUUCAUGCAGAAAAUUUAUACAGCAUCUUGAACCUUGUUUACUUUGAUAGCUGAAGCUGACAGAGUAUUUUGUCAACUUGUGAUGUUUUUUACUGUCUUUUCCCACUGGAUGCUUAAAAUGAAAUACAGCUGCUAUCAACAGUCUUCUUUGAUUCAUGGCUGGUUUGUUUACUGAAUUUUUGGUUGGGAAAUGCGCCGGUUGUCAAAGUUGGAAAUCCGAUUUCGGAUGCAUCGCUUUCGUUUUUACCUUGCUGGAUGCGGGGUUGAAAAGUCCCUCAAGCGAUUCUGGCCUUACUUUAUAGCUUUCAAGAGCUGCAUCUCGAAUGGUAAGCCUGAGUAAUUAUUGUAUACGGUGUAUGUUUGUUUUUUUAUAUCUAAUUUCAUGAAGUCGAGCGCAGUUUAUGAGGCUAAUUUAUGCACGUUUGUAUUAAGAUCUGAGACAAUGAUCUGAUCUAGUAUAUAUAAGCUUACAGAGCUUUAAAAAGCCUUUAGUCGAUAUUUUCUCUCCGCAUAUAAAAUGAAAAAACGUUCCGAAGAGUAUUUAGUUAUAAAAUAAUUUUGGCUGUAGAAAGAAAGCUUUGAGCGAUUUUCUUGCCUUGAGUUCACCUCUGAAAACAGUAAACACCAGGAAGCCGGCUAAAAACUUUAGGCUUAUUAAGCGUAAAGACUUAGGAUUUUUAGAGACGCUUUAAUACCUUUCUUCGUGAAUGAAAAUUGAUGUCUCUGUAAAUUUUUCACUGAAUUACAUUUCUUUUAUUGAUUGUUAGUAGUAUCUUGCAAUUUUAAUCGCUUUGCUGUUUGUUUUCAGUCGUUCAUAGACAACGCUUGCAGGAGUACUCAAAAUGCCGCGCGUUUGCACAUCGUUAUAAAACCAUUAAGUAAAAAAAAUAAACAAUAAAUUCUUUAUUAUGUUGAAGCGUAACUCUUUCAAUGUUCACUGAAAAUUUGGCGCUUGUCAAAAGUGACAACCGGCUGGCCGUAUAGGUGAUUUUGGAAAUUUUUUGAACGGUUUUGCUAAAAGCCCACGCGUACUUCGUACGGUUCUGAAUAUUGAAUGAGUGCAAUUUGUCUUGAAAAAUUGUGAAAUACUGCAUUUUGUCUGAGGUCUGUAUGAUAAAAACAGCGCCUCAUAUUACUGUUUCACCUCAGAUGUGAUGCAUAAAAAGUAUGAAAUGUUGGUUUACACGCUCCCAGAGUUGUGGCAAGAUUUUGUUAAGUAAACUUGUCGAACGCAAAAAAUUCGGCCUGAUUUGUUUUUUCCAUGAAUUCGUUUUCCAGGCCUAAUCUACUGUGAUCAAGAGCUAUUAUGGCUCUUAAAUGUGAUCGACGAUGAUUGCUAUUUUUUGGGUGUAUAUAUACCGGCUAUCAAUUAGAUGAAGGAUUUUUUUUCACUCUAAAAUCACUUAGCCUUAGCUUUCCCUAAAAAGUCACAUAUGUGCCCUUAAGUUAACUGAUUUGUGGAUUACAAGUUUAUUGUUUGAUUUAAAUCAUAAAUUUAUUAAUGGGAGCUUCGCUUUUAGCCCUGGCUAAAUCUAUAUAUUACUUUUUGUCUUAGCCUGCGCCUACUGUAGUCUUAAUCUUCGACGUCAUAAUCACAUGAAUUGUUGUAGCACGUGCUAACAAGAUGGCGGCAUUUUGACACUUUUACCGCGUGAGUUGUGUUUGUUGUGGAACUCCUUUUUUACUUGGCCUGAACUCGGCAAAAGGUAAAAUUAAACUUGUUUUAGUUCAAUACUUAUCGAUCUUCAAUCGCAACUCUGUAGGCGAAACGACUUUGAUCGUGUAGGCGGAUCGAUCUGAGUGUGAAGAAAGAUCGGUUGUUGACACGCCUCAACUCGGCAAAAGGUAAAAUUAAACUUGUUUUAGUUUAAUACUUAUCGAUCUUCAAUCGCAACUCUGUAGGCGAAACGACUUUGAUCGUGUAGGCGAAUCGACCUACGUGUAGGCGAAACGACUUGUAGGCGAAACGACUUGUAGGCGAAACGACCGACUCCAUCGAUCUACCGAUCCAGCGUUCUAUAGAUCUAUCGAUCUACGGAUCCAGCGAUUUGCAGAUCUAGUGAUCUACAGAUCCAGCGAUCUACCGAUCCAGCGAUCUAUAGAUCCAUCGAUCUACCGGUCCAGCGAUUUGCAGAUCUAGCAAUCUACAGAUCCAGCGAUCUACCGAUCCAGCGAUCUAUAGAUCCAUCGAUCUACCGAUCCAGCGAUCUACAGCUCCGGAGAUCUACCGAUCCAGCGAUCUAUAGAUCCAUCGAUCUACCGAUCCAGCGAUCUAGAAAUCCAGAGAUUUACAGAUCCAGCGAUCUACAGAUCCAGCGAUCUACCGCUCCAGCGAUCUAUAGAUUCAUCAAUCUACCGAUCCAGCGAUCUACAGGUCCAGAGAUCUACCGAUCCAGCGAUCUAUAGAUCCAUCGAAAUACCGAUCCAGCGAUCUACAGAUCCAGCGAUCUAUAGAUUCAUCAAUCUACCGAUCCAGCGAUCAACAGAUCCGGCAAUGUACAGAUUCAGAGAUCUACCGAUAAAGCGAUCUACCGAUCCAGCGAUCUACAGAUCCAUUGAUCAAGCUCUCCAGCGAUCUACAGAUCCAGCGAUCUACAGAUCCAGCAAUCUACACAUCCAGCGAUUUACCGAUCCAGCUAUCUAUACAUCCAGCGAUCUACCGAUCCAGCAAUCUAUAGAUCCAUCGUUCUACAGACCCAGCGAUCUAUCGAUCCAGCGAUCUACAGGUGCAGUGAUCUACAGAUCCAGCGAUCUACCCAUCCAGCGAUCUAUAGAUCCAUCGAUUUACCGAUCCACCGAUUUACCGAUCCAGCGACCUAUAGAUCCAUCGAUCUACAGAUCCAGCGAUCUACCGAUCCAGCGAUCUAUAGAUCCAUCGAUCUACCGAUCCAGCGACCUACAAAUCCAGCGAUUUACAGAUCCAGCGGUCUACAGAUCAAGCGAUCUACCGAUCCAGCGAUCUACACGUCCAGAGAUCUACCGAUCCAGCGAUCUACAGAUCCAGCGAUCUACCGAUCCAGCGAUCUAUAGAUCCAUCGAUCUACCGAUCCAGCGAUCUAGAAAUCCAGCGAUUUACAGAUCCAGCGAUCUACAGAUCCAGCGAUCUACCGAUAAAGCGAUCUAUAGAUCCAUCGAUCUACCGAUCCAGCGAUCUACGGGUCCAGAGAUCUACCGAUCCAGCGAUCUAUAGAUCCAUGGAACUACCGAUCCAGCGGUCUACAGAUCCAGCGAUCUACCGAUCCAGGAAUCUACCGAUCUAGCGAUCUACAGAUCUAGGGAUCUACCGAUAAAGCGAUCUACCGAUCCAGCGAUCUACAGAUCCAGCGAUCUACCGAUCCAGCGAUCUAUAGAUCCAUCGAUCUACCGAUCCAGCGAUCUAGAGAUCCAGCGAUUUACAGAUCGAGCGAUCUACAGAUCCAGCGAUCUACCGAUAAAGCGAUCUAUAGAUCCAUCGAUCUACCGAUCCAGCGAUCUACAGGUCCAGAGAUCUACCGAUCCAGCGAUCUAUAGAUCCAUCGAACCACCGAUAUAGCUAUCUACAGAUCCAGCGAUCUACCGAUCCAGCGAUCUACCGAUCCAGGAAUCUACCGAUCUAGCGAUCUACAGAUCUAGGGAUCUACCGAUAAAGCGAUCUACCGAUCCAGCGAUCUACAGAUCCAGCGAUCUCCCGAUCCAGCGAUCUACAGAUCCAGCGAUCUACCGAUCCAGCUAUCUAUACAUCCAGCGAUCUACCGAUCCAGCAAUCUAUAGAUCCAUCGUUCUACAGAUCCAGCGAUCUACCGAUCCAGCGAUCUAAAGGUGCAGCAAUCUACAGAUCCAGCGAUCUACCGAUCCAGCGAUCUACAGAUCCAGCGAUCUACCGAUCCAGCGAUCUAUAGAUCCAUCGAUCUACCGAUCCAGCGAUCUACAGGUCCAGAGAUCUACCGAUCCAGCGAUCUACAAAUCGACCGAUUUACAGAUCCAGCGAUCUACAGAUCCAGCGAUCUACCGAUCCAGCGAUCUAUAGAUCCAUCGAUCUACCGAUCCAGCGAUCUACAGGUCCAAAGAUAUACCGAUCCAGCGAUCUAUAGAUCCAUCGAACCAGCGAUAUAGCUAUCUACAGAUCCAGCGAUCUACCGAUCCAGUAACCUACCGAUCUAGCCAAAUGCAGAUCUAGGGAUCUACCGAUAAAGCGAUCUACCGAUCCAUCGAUCUACAGAUCCAGCGAUCUACAGAUUUAGAGAUCUACCGAUAAAGCGAGCUACCGAUCCAGCGAUCUACAGAUCCAUUGAUCUCCAGAUCCAGCGAUCUACAGAUCCAGCAACCUACCGAUCCAGCGAUCCAGCGAUUUAGCGAUAUACAGAUCUAUAGAUCUACAGAUCCAGCGAUCUAUAGGUCCAGCGAUUUAUGGAUCUAGCGAUCUACAGACCCAUCGAUCUGCAGAUCGAGUGAUCUACCGAUCCAUCUAUGUACAGACCCACCGAUCUACAGCUCCAUCGAUCUACCGAUCCAGCGACCUAUAGAUCCAUCGAUCUCCUGUUCCAGCGAUCUACAUAUUCAGCGAUCUACCGGUCCAGCGAUCUGUAGAUCCAUGGAUCUACCGAUACAGCGAUCUACAGAUCCAGCGAUCUACCGAUCCAACGAUCUACCGAUUCUGGAAUCUACUGAUCCAGCGAUCUACAGCUCCAGCGAUCCUUAGAUCCAUCGAUAUACCGAUCUAGCGAUCUACAGAUCCAGCGAUCUACCGAUAUAGCGAUCUACAGAUCUAGGGAUCUACAGAUUCAGAGAUCUACCGAUAAAGCGAUCUACCGAUCCAGCGAUCUACAGAUCCAUUGAUCUCCAGAUCCAGCGAUCUACAGAUCCAGCAACCUACCGAUCCAGCGAUCCAGCGAUUUAGCGAUAUACAGAUCCAUAGAUGUACAGAUCCAGCGAUCUAUAGGUCCAGCGAUUUAUCGAUCCAUCGAUCUGCAGAUCCAGUGAUCUACCGAUCCAUCUAUGUACAGACCCAGCGAUCUACAGCUCCAUUGAUUUACAGAUCCAGCGAUCUACAGAUCUAGCGAUCUACCGAUCUAUCGAUCUACAGAUCCAGCGAUCUACCGAUCCAGCUACUUAUACAUUCAUCGAUCUACCGAUUCAGCGAUAUAAAGAUCCAUCGAUCUACAGAUCCAGCGAUCUACAGAUCCAGCGAUCUACCGAUCCAGCGAUCUACUGAUUCAGCGAUCUAUAGAUGCAUUGAUCUACCUAUCCAGCGAUCUUCAGAUCCAGCGAUCUACCGAUCGAGCUAUCUAUACAUCCAGCGAUCUACCGAUCUAGCAAUCUAUAGAUCCAUCGUUCUACAGAUCCAGCGAUCUACCGAUCCAGCGAUCUACAGAUUCAGCGAUUUACCGAUCCAGCGAUCUACAGAUCCAGCGAUCUAUAGAUCUAUCGAUCUUCCGAUCCAGCGAUCUACAGAUCCAGGGAUCUACCGAUCCAGGAAUCUACCGAUCUAGCGAUUUACAGAUCUAGGGAUCUACCGAUAAAGCGAUCUACCGAUCCAGCGAUCUACAGAUCCAGCGAUCUACAGAUUCAGAGAUCUACCGAUAAAGCGAUCUACCGAUCCAGCGAUCUACAGAUCCAUUGAUCUCCAGAUCCAGCGAUCUACAGAUCCAGCAACUUACCGAUCUAGCGAUCCAGCGAUUUACGGAUAUACAGAUCCAUAGAUCUACAGAUCCAGCGAUCUAUAGGUCCAGCAAUUUAUCGAUCCAGCGAUCUACAGACCCAUCGAUCUGCAGAUCCAGUGAUCUACCGAUCCAUCUUUGUACAGACCCAGCGAUCCACAGCUCCAUCGAUUUACAGAUCCAGCGAUCUACAGAUCUAGCGAUCUACCGAUCCAACGAUCUACAGAUCCAACGAUCUACAAAUCCAUCGAUCUACCGAUUUAGCGAUCUACACAUCCAGCCAUCUACCGAUCCAGCGAUCUAUAGAUCCAUCGAUCUACAGAUCCAGCGAUCUACCGAGUCUUUUUAGAGACUCUCUUGUCGGUUUAGGAAGGGUCAGAUCAGUAGCCGUGUUACGUAGAUAGAGGCAAUAAAGAAUUUAUGUAUGUAUGUACUGUUCUAAUAUUAUUGCAUGAAUACAGAUUUGGCCGCCGCAUGUCCCAUUCAGCAAUGAUGAUAGCAGGUGGCGUUACUCUCUUACUGGUCCUGGCUGUUCCCAAAGGUAAAUCAUAGUUCUUAAUUAAACUGUUUAGACUUCUCUAGACUUAUGCACGCUGAUCAAACAGAAACAAAUAAAGCAAAAGGUAAUAUGCGAAGAGGAAAACAAUAACCUGAUUAUGAACUUAAGUUAAUUAUUCAUUAUGCUAAUAAACCCGUGAAUUGCUACCGUAAUGCCGACGGAGAAGAACAUAUGAACAAUAUGUCAAGAGGAAAGCUACAAUCUAAACUAAAAACUAAUUUUACAUUUUAUUAAUCAGUGCAUCAACGUCAACAUAGGAGUCUUCAGAUUCUAGAAUUUUGAACAGUUUUUCUUUAAUAGAUUUUUUAAAAGAGUUUUCGGGUAAGCAUUUAGGAUUAGUUGGUAUCUCAUUCCAGAUUUUAAAGGCCCGUGCAAACGGACGCAACAUUGUCCGCCAACAACUCCCAACAUUGUUGGAUGUUACAUGUUGCGUCCGUUUGCACAUCCUGUUGCAUGUUGUUGGAUGUUGUUGCGUGUUGUUGCGCAAAGUUUGAUACCGGUCAAACUCUUCAGCCAACAACUCCCAACAUUUCUUUUGUUCCGUGAUUGCCGAAACUUAGCGCAACAAUGUUGGAUCCGUUUGCACAGCUCUUCCAACAUUGUUGGGGCCGCGCACGCUCAUUGCGCAUCGUUUACAAAGACUAAUGGGUUGUAUCCCUCCCACGAUGCACUGCAGGUCCCAACAUAGAGCGCCCAGAGCUUGUAACCAAUCUCCCUAGAGUAUCUGAAUUGGGGAAUACUCAACACCUUUUCAAAUUUAGGCUUAGAGGACCGAGAGUGUGAUAUGGCCAACGCAAAUCACGAGUAUGCAAAGACAGUUAGGGAGACUUCUCUAGUUCAGUAAUUUCGUAACGUUUUCUCUAGUAAAUCUAAUCGGUUUUGUUAACGAAUGUCUCUACUAAUCUAUGAAGAAAGCAUACAAGAAGAAGAACUGUAAUGUUAAACUGAAAUUCUCCUCGAAGGAUGUUAAUUUGACUAUUUUUUCCUGCUAAUAGAUCAGAAGGGCGCUAUUACUGCUUUAGCUUUCAUCGGUCGUUUCAUGGCCAGCGGCUCAUUUGCAAAUAUCUACCUGUAUUCCAGUGAGCUGUACCCUACAGAACUGAGGUAAUUUAUAGUGCGAAUUGCCAAUUUGUCGUUUUAAUUUUUAUUUGAAGGAUAUGUAAUUUUAUUUAUAAUCAAAAAAUUUCAUGAACAGUUCAUUUUUAUUAGGAAUCAAGGUAUUGGUGUAUGUUCAACAAGUGCUCGUGUGGGAUCCAUUAUCGCUCCCUACAUAGUCAUGUUGGUAAGGUCAUUUUUUGUCUUAAAAUAAUCCUUUUUAUAGAAUGUAAUGCAGGCGUAUAUUUCGGUCCAGCAAAAGCUGCUCGUCUACGUUCGUAAUGCCGCUUGUGGACACCAUCUAUGAUUUUAUCUCAGAGGAAGAUUGGGGAGAGUAGAAAACGCAACCCAUAGGAUAGGGGCGUUUUCCUCUCUUUCCCCUCUCCUUCCCACCGCUACCCCCCGCUGGUUUCCCUCCCACUUUAACUCGUCUUAGCUUCUCGACUUCUUAAAAUUCAACAAAGCGAUCACUCGAGUAAAAGUAUUCGCGCACCUGACAGAGAAACGUCUUUUUUUUGCCAGUUGAGAAACAGAUUCUGUGGUGAAAGCUAAAGCAUUUAAAUUUUUUAGCUUAAUUGUGGCCUAAGAUAAACUCAGUAAUUUCCCUUUAAAAUGCAGGCGCAGUUACCAGGACUGAGCGCGACUCUUCCCAUGGUUAUUUUCGGCUGCCUGACGGUAGCCGCUGGUUUGGUAGCGCUGUUUCUUCCCGAGACUCUUUUAUGCCAAACAUAUCAGACAGUGGAGGACAUCAAUCAGGACAAAGAAUUCUACGGUAUAAUUUGUAUGGAAAAACCACGCCCCUGCCCAUUGCACUGCUUCAGGUACGAUUUACUUGUCUCCGGAAUAUCUCUAUAGAAAUCAAGGAUGUUGAGCAUGGAUUGCAAAACAAACCAUUUUUUAAUUUAGCGCCAUCAACCUUGAGGUUGACUUGAGGUUUGCUUAAGGCUAACAACAACAACAUAAGCUUUAUUUGCAUGACUAUAUGAAGUUACAGUAUUGCAAAAGCUUCCUAAAAUAAAGUCAAAAUUUAUACUAAUGAUAUUACAAUGCAAUGAUUGCAAUGGUCAAUCAAGUGUCAUCAGUAUGAUUUGAUAACAAAUUACAACUUAAAUCAUUACGUAUCAUGGGACAAAUUUCAACAAAUGUGAAUUUACAGAAAAAUUAUGUGAAUUCAUCAAUUUAAUAAUUAAUUCUGUGCAAGACAGCAGAUUAAAAUCUCAAAAUUUUGUUGGAUUUGAGCAAUGCAAUAGAAAAUGAAAUUCGUCUUCAAUUAUACCAGAGUUACAAACAGGGCAAAAUCUAUCGUUGUGGGGAGUUUGAAUAUAUCUUCCAGUUUCAAUCAUGAAUUUGUGGUUACUUAUACGAAUUCUCACUAAGUCUUUCCUAUUGGUUAAAAUGAUGAGCACACACCUAUACACCUAGGACACCUAGAGAUAGAUACCUGGUGGACGUGUAUCGCGUCGCAGUGAAACUCUCACGCAAUUCCAGAAACAAAAUUAAAGGAUACAGGCCUGGAAUAACUCACUGAAAUUACGUCUUUUCUUCUAGGUCUAAGGAAGCAGACAAAGCGCAGUCACCAUCUGCUGAAACACAGUUACUGUAA
This is a messenger RNA of Porites lobata, 22851 nucleotides long. The record is from the annotation of a GenBank genome assembly. Lineage: Eukaryota; Metazoa; Cnidaria; Anthozoa; Scleractinia; Poritidae.